UACAAGUGUGUGAGUUUUUACCGAGAUAAUGAUGUCAGCGCAGAGACCGUCUCCCCCGGGGCUGGGCCUGUACAGCCACUAUCCCGACACCCGCUACCUGUACCCACCCAUGUACUAUCCCCAGGGUGACCUGAGUCAGGCGUACACCCUGAGUGUCCUGGCAGACCUGGAGCGACGGGAGCAGCACCAGAAACCUCCCUACUCUUACAUAGCUCUCAUUGCAAUGGCCAUUAAGAAUUCUCCAGAAAAGAAAACCACCUUAAAUGGCAUUUACCAGUUUAUCAUGGAACGUUUCCCUUACUACCACGACAACAAGCAAGGCUGGCAGAACUCAAUCCGCCAUAAUCUCAGCCUCAAUGACUGCUUCAUCAAAGUGCCCCGUGAAAAAGGGAAACCCGGUAAAGGUAACUACUGGACGUUGGAUCCAAACUCCGAGGAAAUGUUCGAGAAUGGCAACUACAGGCGACGGAAGAGGCGUUCUAGAGUCACUACCGGCCCGGGGAAACAAACUGAGAAAACCCAGCCGACCUCUGACAGUCCGAUAUCCACAUCUGAUGAAGACGAGGAAACGUUUGAUUCCAACCUACUACAACCGGAAGUUUCACCUGUCCGUUCAGGUAACACAAAGUUUACGUGUCAGUCGAGAUUUAUCUCGUCGUGUGAUAGUAGCUACAAACAGGAGAGCUGUGAGAAAGCCGAGCAGAAACUCAUCCCAACGGAUUUGUCAGCGUUCGACGAAAGACAGGAGGGAAAGUUUGACGUGUCUCCACGCGUCAACAUGCUAGAAGGAGUGAAGCAAGAGUCCGUGUCACCUGAACGCUGUAACAAGCUUCAAGACAGUCCCCCGAAACGUCCUUUGUUUAGUAUUGAUAAUAUCAUCAGCGGUAAAAGUGUGACAAAGAAAGACUCGUCACCAGUCCUGCAGUCGUCGAUAGCAAAAGACAGACAUCCAAAAAGCAAACCGGAAUCUCCUGUCAUGAGGAAACGCGACGUGUUUGACCGCAUCCCGAGUCCGCCUCCGAAAAUCAGCGAUACCUACAAGAAAUCUCCCCACUCUACUCCCCAGUUAGCUGGACAAAGUGCUCUCUACAGACAUUUCCCUGGUUUGACCAGAAACUUGCUUCAAACUUUACCUGCGUAUCUCCCAUACGGACUGACCGCUGGUUACGGUUUCCUUCCUAACAGCGCAUUCUCAUUCGGACAAUAUAAUGUAACACGUGAUAUUGGCAAUAAUGUGGAGGGCACCCCUGUACCGUGA
Molecule: messenger RNA, 1258 nt
Organism: Liolophura sinensis
Lineage: Eukaryota; Metazoa; Mollusca; Polyplacophora; Chitonida; Chitonidae
Product: fork head domain-containing protein L1-like
Exons: 2
Coding region: 29-1258 (409 amino acids)
Biological process (GO): anatomical structure morphogenesis; regulation of transcription by RNA polymerase II; cell differentiation
Molecular function (GO): RNA polymerase II cis-regulatory region sequence-specific DNA binding; DNA-binding transcription factor activity, RNA polymerase II-specific
Source: RefSeq, a predicted model, not a curated record